AUGUACACCCUACCCCAUGCCACCACAUCCCGAGAGCGGAUCACCUCACCCAUCAUAUUCAUCCCCUCUCACGAGCCACUAAGCACCACGCUCACCAUCGCCCAGCUCGCAGAACUUCUCCCAACGCUGCACAUCUACGUUGAACCCUCGCACCCCAGCGUCGCCAUUCUUCCCGCUGCGGGCAUUAGCUACACGGGCCUCCAAAGCGCCCUACGCUGGCGCGAAGCAGAAUUCUACCAGCCAGGGGCCGGCCAGGUAAGUACGCUGGUGGAAAUGGUAGAGAUUUACCAAGCCCUCUCCUUCCUCGGCAACAAGCCCAUCAGCCGCAGCCUUUGGCUCCUGCAUAAGAUGAUCCAGCGGGAGAUCAAGCAGGGCCUCGCGCUCGAAGAGUACCAGGAUAUCUGGGCAUUGCGGCAUUUCCCUUUCACAGAGUGCUUUGUCAAAGCUAUCAUCACACGGAUUGCUAAGAUGGGCGCUGCGCUUGUCGAUGUCGCGGACAAGCCGGAAUUCCAGCAGAUGCUGGAGCGUGAUGAAGUGUUGCAGUCACGGAUUGAGGCGAGUAUGCAGAUUCUUAGCUGGGUUAAUCGGGAGGAGGGACUGAGGGGGAAGGUGGAGAGGAUGCGUGAACGGUUGGAGAGGGAGGAGCAUAGGGCGAGGCGGAUGAGCGCGAAGGGUGAGUUUGCGAUGGGGUUGGCGACUGUGUUGGAGUGA
This is a messenger RNA of Trematosphaeria pertusa, 711 nucleotides long. RefSeq lists its product as uncharacterized. Bases 1 to 711 code for a protein of 236 amino acids. The transcript has a single exon. NCBI's taxonomy places the organism in Eukaryota, Fungi, Ascomycota, Dothideomycetes, Pleosporales, Trematosphaeriaceae. The record is from RefSeq and is a predicted model, not a curated record.